GGGCCAUGCAGUUCCUCUCACAAUGGCAGGCACACAUCCACAAUGUCCAGAGGGUCCAGGGCACCACCAUAAAGAAGAAGAAGAAGGGACGCUACUCGAAGGACUUCUGCCCGGCGGAUCAUGGGCCCCUCCUGAGCAAGGCGAUGCUCAUCAUUUCACAAGAGGAGGAACACCCCAAGCCUUCCUCCAGCUCCGAGCCUGACUACAGCGAAAUAUAUAGAUACCUCUCUCAGCUGUUGGCGGGACAGGAGCCAACCCAGGUGAGCCAGGGCAGCGCUGCAAAGGUUUUGGAGGUGAUGGAGAAGGUGCAGCUGCUGGCAAGCCACAGCCUGGACCUGAAAAAAACUGUACCACCACUUGAGCCAAAACAUGGCCUCGUACCUCCAGCCCUGGAGUAAGAAGGGAGCAGACACCUCUCCCAGCACCUUACCACAAGGGGAGAGUUCCAGCACCUUGCCACAGGGGGAGAGUUCCAGCUCCUUACCACAGGGGAAGAGUUCCAGCACAUUACCACCAGGGGAGAGUUCCAGCACCUCACCACAGGGGGAGAGUUCCAGCACCUUGCCACAGGGGGAGAGUUCCAGCUCUUUACCACAGGGGGAGAGUUCCAGCACAUUACCACCAGGGGAGAGUUCCAGCACCUCACCACAGGGGGAGAGUUCCAGCACCUUACUACAGGGGGAGAGUUCCAGCACCUUACCACAGGGGGAAAGUUCCAGCACCUCACCACAGGGGGAAAGUUCCAGCGCCUCAUCACAGGGGGAGAGUUCCAGCGCUGAGAUGGAUGAGUGCCCACUGUUUCUCGAGGUGGAGGACCAGUUGAGGACCAGCUCCAAGGACCUGGCAGGCCACGACCCCCGCUGUGAGAAGGUGAAAGAGAGACUCGUGGAGAAGGUUAGUUGUGCUGCCAGUAGUCCCCAAGGCACCACAGUAAUGACCUGCCUUCUGAGCAGCUCCUGCUGGGAGGCUCCUCAUUGA
Molecule: messenger RNA, 978 nt
Organism: Eriocheir sinensis (Chinese mitten crab)
Lineage: Eukaryota; Metazoa; Arthropoda; Malacostraca; Decapoda; Varunidae
Product: putative protein TPRXL
Exons: 6
Coding region: 370-978 (202 amino acids)
Source: RefSeq, a predicted model, not a curated record